This is a messenger RNA of Acanthopagrus latus (yellowfin seabream), 9156 nucleotides long. Its product is annotated as UPF0606 protein KIAA1549. Bases 359 to 4669 code for a protein of 1436 amino acids. Lineage: Eukaryota; Metazoa; Chordata; Actinopteri; Spariformes; Sparidae. The transcript has 21 exons. The record is from RefSeq and is a predicted model, not a curated record.
GCGCGCGAGCACAUAGGAAGCAAGAUGUCGUUUGAAUUGUAGAUUUGGAUCAACUGAUACAAGCAGCAGGCGGAGCCGGGUCGGCCUGGUACCAACUGAUCCAACACACCGGGCCGUGACCAUGUCCGGUUCUCUUCUGGUGGACAGAGACAUGUGGAGGUGAAGAAGACUGCGGACAGAGGAGAGGAGGAAGGUCUGAUUCUGCGGGGACUCUCCGCCUCCUCCUUCCCCGCGCAGGGAGCGCGCCGCGCGGCUGCGGGAGAGGCGUGACGCGCCCGAACCGCAUCUCCAGGAUGGCAGGUCCUCCUGAUGGGCCCUCGGCUCUGUGCACCGGGAUCAAACAGCCAGCCCUUUGAGGAUGAUGGACCCUGUGAUCCCACCAGGCCCUGGCUCCAGGACCAGGACCAGGAUGGAAUCCAGAACCUCAGCGUGCAGAAGUGCACUCAGUGUGAUCCUGCUGGUGGUCGGCACACUGGUUUCCAUGGUAACGUCAAGCUCACCUGCUGCAGGUGUUCUGGAAUUGAACAGGACAGUAGAGUCUCCAUCACACCCUUCAUCACCCUCCUCCCCUCUCAGUCUCCCCGCCCCCAGCCCAUACUCAGACUCUGGUUACCAUAGAAACAGCGGUGGUGCAGGCUCUGCGGAGGACUCAGACUCUGGUGCUCAGGGGAUCCAUCUCCUCUUGAGACCUCCAGAUCUCUUGUCCCCCAGCCUUCCCCCACCCCUCCCCCCACACACCCAGCCUACCCUAACCCCUCCUCCCCCCUGGGAGCAGGGUCCCUCCCUGGAAGAGGCCUGGGGUUCGGGAGACUACAUGGAGACCCUGUCUUUCAUGGUGCCCGAUGGCGAAGAGAUGGCCUUAGCCACCCCGCUGCCCAACCACACCUAUGACGAGGAUGACGGGGGGGACUGGGUCUCCUACGACACUGCCUUCCCAGCACGUCCCACCCUCCCCCUCUCCUCCCGCCUCCCCCUCUCCCCCUCCUCCUCCACCCCCAGUAUCCCCCUGCACACUCGUCCCACCCAUCCGAACGUCUUCCCUGCCUGGGAUGAUGACUAUGACCUGGAAGACAUGAUGCCUCUGGAACCGACAGAGCUGCUGCUGCCGGACAUGAACAGUCUGGAGUACUACACCAACCUGCUGGCACGGGAGAGGGAGAAGGAGAGAGAGCAAGACCGGGACCGGGUCAACCGGACUGACUCAGAGCCCCCCAUCACUCCCACAACAACACAAACCCACCACUCCCCUCCAUCUCCGCCACUGAGCUCCGGUCCUUCUCCAGGAUGGGAGCCCAAGCUUCCCCGCGCAAGACCCACCCCUCCCCUCACCCUCUCACCUACACUCACUGGUGGCAAGUCACCCACCACUAAAACACCCUCUGCCCCAUCUCCACCUGCUCCAAGACCAAAAGACCAUGCCCCAGUCCCGGGCAGACACCCUCUUCACCCCCCUUCAAACACCACUGGCCGGGGGCCUCCCCCUCCACCUCUGGGACCUCCUACCCGCCCAGACAGACCAGAGAGGCCUCCAGUGGUCAUAGAGAAGCCAGGAAGCGCUCCACCCACCAGGACCAUUACCACCACCACCAAGGCUACAACCACCACCACCACCGGCAUUACCACCACCACCACCCAAAUCACAGCCAUCAGCUUGACCAGAGCCCCUCCAGUCACUACACCCAGAGUGGCCCAGACUCCACCCACCAGACAGUACCUGUGUAACGUCACCAAGCCAGAGAUGUACCUGGUCAGAGUAGUCAGCUCCAAAGGUUCGUCAGCAGGUUUUGGUCAAGUCAGAGAUCUUCUGAAGAGAGAAUUCAACCGCUCAGUGGAGCUGCAGUUCCUGAGAACUCCGUCCAGUUUCGCCUUCCGAGUCGUGUCAGGACCGCUGAUCUACACCGCCAUGUCAGUCAUAAAUGCCCUUCGCCAACCGCCACGUGGUUCUGGCCCUGUUCCCACUGUGUCACCGCUCUACACCAUACCUGACCUCAGGUACCAGGUGCACUCGGUGCUGCAGUUUAUACCCACCCACAUUGACAUUAGAGUCUGCAACUUCAGUGACCAAGUUGAGAGAGGGCUGAUGAUGGCAUACGCUGAGACACGGAGACGAUCUAAUGAAGCAGGAAACAUCACUGUACAGCUGUUGAACAUCACCAUGGGCGUGGCCCGGCUGGGAGCAGAGCAGAAGGUUUCUGUUGACAUCACAUUUGCGGUGCGUGAUGGGCGGGACUACCUGCCAGGGUCAGAGGUCAGCGACCACCUGAGGAAGCUCAGCCUAGUCGAGUUCAGUUUCUACGUCGGAUUUCCUGCCCUCCAGAUCGCAGAACCGUUCCACUACCCUGAGCUGAACACGUCUCACCACCUGCGCUCUACCUGGGUUCGUACAGUCCUGUUGGGGGUUCAGGAGCAGUUGGUGGCUGAGAGAAGUUUUAAAGCUCGACUAGAGAGACGUCUGGCUCUGCUGCUGGAGGAAGGACUGCAGACGUCCAGCAGGAGGCGCCUGAGGAGAGCGACAGCUGUGGGCAACAACAGUCUGCAGGUGGUUCGAGUAACAAAGUUGUCAGGGCCAGAGCGCCCCCUGGAGGUCUUUUAUUUUGUGGAGGGUCCAGGUGGAGAGCGGAUACCAGCCGAGGUGACAGCAGCCACCCUGAACCGCCUGGACCUUCAGCGAGCCGCCAUCGUACUCGGACACCGAGUCCAGAGACCACUUGCCCAACCUGUGGAAACUCUGUCCGUCCCCCCGGCAGAGACUCAGAGCAGCAGUAUCUGGCUGAUUGUUGGAGUCGUCGUCCCUGUCCUGCUGGCUGUCUUCAUCAUCAUCAUCCUUUACUGGAAGCUGUGCGGUUCGGAGAAGCUGGAGUUCCAGCCAGAUGCCAUCAACACAAUCCAGCAGAGACAGAAGCUUCAGGCUCCCAGUGUGAAAGGCUUCGACUUCGCCAAGCUCCACCUCGGUCAGCACAGUAAAGAUGACAUCAUGGUGAUCCAGGAGCCUGGCCCACUGCCCGCCCCCGUCAAAGAGGCCACACCUUCUGACGGCGGUGACCUCAACACCCCCAAAUCUAAAGGAUCGUCCACCAAGGCAACUCGGUCCGGCCGUCGCAGGGGCAGACUCAGCCCGUCAGACGGUGAUUCGUUGGGCAGCGACCAAUCAAGCGGCAGAGAAUCAGCCGAAGAAAGCACCCGGCCUGUGGCCACGCCCAGUGAAGGGAAACAGCACAGGAAAACGGCCAAAAACGGGAGGAGCAAGAUUGGCAGUGGUCCUGAAGAGCUUCUCUCCUCAUCCUCCAUCUUUGACCAUGUCGACCGUCUGUCUCGCGGCUCGUCUGAUGGCACACGUCGCCAGGCCAACAAGGUACAGCUGAUCGCCAUGCAGCCACGCCCAAGCCCACCACACGCCCCAUCUCAGCCGAGCCCCACGCUCACUGAGAAGGUCAACACAGAGGUGGCGCUGCGACACAAGUCAGAGAUCGAGCAUCAUAGAAACAAGCUACGACAGCGCGCUAAGAGGCGAGGUCAGUGUGAGUUUCCCUCUAUGGACGACAUCAUGGACGCGUUCGGUGAUGGACCAGUGCAGGGUGACGUGGCACAGCGUCUCUAUAGCUCUGCCCAUGACCACAUGGACUGCAUCCUACAGGCCGACGCCCACUCACCUCCCACACCCACAGACUCCAGAAGGAGAGGAAGGCGCUCUCCUCGAGGUCGGCGGGCUCAGCCAGGACCGGGAAGUCUUCCUGAUACAGACAGAGACCGGCUGCUCACCGAUCAGAGCGCCACCUACAGGAAAUACCCUGGACUCAACAACGUGGCCUACAUGUCAGACCCUGACCUGCCCCCAGACCACGGCAGCCCCUCCCCUACAGAUGAGGUGUUUGACCCUGCCCCAGCCCCACCGCCCUACAUGCCCCCCCAGCCCUCCAUCGAAGAGGCACGACAGCAGAUGCACUCAUUACUGGAUGACGCCUUUGCCCUGGUGUCACCGUCCUCACAGGGCAGCGCCGGGCUGAGUGGGGUAAGCCCUGCCCUGCCCAGCCCCUCCCCACAGGCCUGCCCCCCAGGCAGGCAGUGGGGCUCUUACCCAGCAGCCCCCUCUCACAGCCCCUUUUCUGCAAGAUACGCCGAGCUGGGAAUGUCUCCCACAUCAGUCCAGGGCCUGCUGCAGAGGCAGGGCCUGAACUCAGGAGGGUAUGUCUCUACUGGAGACCAGAUGCAGGAGUCAGUUUACUCGAACAGAGGGCAGUAUGAGGACCCUCCCUCCUCAUCCAGACCACGACCUGUAGGGGGCAGCACAGGUGCACAGCUCCACCACUUAACCCAGGUGGGUUUGUCGAGUCAGAUUGGUGCGUACCCUGGGGUGGGUCGCAGCAUGUCCGGUCCCACUGGCUCCAGCUGGAACCAGCAGCACUCAGACCAGGACCUGUCCAGACCAGGAGCCAGCAGAGAGAGUGUGCUGUCUUUUCCCGAGUUCUCCUCUUCCUCUGUUUUCCAGAUGCCCAGCUCCUCGUUGCGAGACCCGACAGCUCCACCUCUCCUCCUGACUUCACCGACUCCAGAGUACCCACCAGAGGAUGCCUCCCCCUCUGCUCACACCUCUGCCUCCCUUAUAAAGGCUAUCAGGGAGGAACUGCGGCGUCUCGCUCAGAAACAGGCCGCAGUGACAAGCUACCCUUAGACUGAUUUGUAUCAGGACUCAACUGGUUUUAAACCACCCAGAGUCAUUAUGGACAGGAUCAAAAACAUAAAACUGACUUAAAUAUACUCUGGACUCUCUUGAUCUAAUCUACGCCUGUGCCGCUAAAUCCAAAACAACUCUGGACCACGAUCUGCAUCUGGAAAAUGAGGACAGUGUCUCCCGACUGAAAGACCUCCAGUAUUUUACAGGGUCCCGUCUGUCUGUCCAUCAUCCAUUCAGCUCAGUGUUUAUUGGACAGGAGAUUGACCUUUCACCUUUCAACUGAAGUGCUUCCUGGGAUCAUUCAAUGAUCAUCCUUUUGGAACUUCAGGAGCGACAAUUAAUUCCUGGAUUUCUGGACCGGAUCGUCUUUCUUUGACCUUCUGGAAUUGAUCCUCUGCCCUGAAUAUCUGGAGCUGAACACCCUUCCUGCCCAAAUUGAGUGGGAUGAUACCUCUAGACAUUCAAGAGCUGAUGGUCCCUCCAGAUCCUCUGGAGAAGAUUGUCCUGCCAGAUCUCCUGGAUUGAAUGGUUCCUUGAGGACCGUCCACACUGUACACUCCUGAUUUUGUGGGACAGAGUAUUCAUUUUGAAUGUCUGUGAGUUUUGAAGCAAUUCCUCCCUUUUGAAUUUCUAGAGCUCACUGCACUGAGCUUCUGGAGUGGCAGUUUGCUGCUGAACUAUGGGAAUGGGUCAUCUCCAUUUAUACUCCGGAGUGGAUGAUCCUUCCUGGAAUUCUGGAGUGAAUGAUGCCUCUCAGAAGAUCAGUACUCCUGACUCCUCACCCUGGAGUGGAUGGUACUGUCUACUCCUCUGGGGCUUUUCAGACCUCCUGGAGUUGUGGAGGGACGGUCCCCCUUAAACUACUAGAUUAAUUUUUUUAAUCCCUCCGGACCCUCUAGAGUCGAUUGUCCCUCCUGAAUUUCUGAAGUGGAUUUUCCUUCUGGAUCUUCUGUGGUGCUAACCGUCAGCCUCAUACCAUCUCCUCAUUGACCACUUAUUGCCUUUCACACUCCCAUCAGCCACAGGGAUCAGGUCUCUGUUCAUAAACCAUAUCAGUGAGGUCUAGCACUGUCGACAGCUGGAGGUGGCAAACAGUUCAUAUUGCAAAGGAACGCAAAACAGAAAAAAAGUAUAUAUAAAUAUCUAUAAGAAUUAAUUUAAAUAUCUGUAAAGAGAUAGAAUCAAAAUGAGCACAAUAUUCAUGUAAGAGUUAUUAUUGGAGUAUUGAAAUGUUACUUAUUUUUUAUUGCUUAUAUAUGAAAGUAUACUUUAUUUUGAUCAAAAAAAGACCAAACUACUGUUCUAUGGUUGUAUUCCUCUUGUGUUUGAGCUCGCUGUAGAUUUUGAGCCGACGCUUGUUUAUCUGUGGAGACGUUGCUUAUCGUAGCUGCUCGCUCGUGUGUUCAGUGGCAAUGACAAAAAAAGAAAAACGCUAAUGCAUCGCUUUGAUAUAAAGGUUUCUCAUCGCUGAUUUGCUGCAUCCAUCAAUUUUUAUGGGCACAACACACUAAAAAUGAGUUUAUCACAUGACAAGUGAAUAAAAAGUGUGUCUGUGCAGGAGCAGAGAGGGAACCAGUCACUCAUCACAACCAGAACAAGUACUUCAGCUAAGGCUAAAAGCAGACACCUCAGUGCCCCCUGGAGGAUGUCUUGUUCAUUGCACACGAGAAAACAGAUAAGUUUAACAGUUUUUGACAGUAUUAAAUAAACUUCAAACUAAUCUGCCUAAGCAGUAGUAUAGCAAACAAAAAAGGACCAAAGACAGAUCCUUGGGGCACACCACAAGUUGUAUAGGUGGUCCAAUUAAAUGUUCUCAGUUUGUUGAAUGCUAACUCUGACAAUUAUAACAAACCCAUCACAUUGUUAUGAUAAAGCUUAUGUCAAUGAUAAUUACUAGUAAUUUUAUCAGUAGUAGUCAGUUGCCAGAAUAACUUUUGGCAGUGAGUUUCUGCAAACCACAUAUAUGUUCGAACUUAACUUUCUUUGGGUUGAAUUUUCACUGUUUUGUUGUGACAACAAUGUGCUGUGGUCUGGUUAGGUUUAAGCACAAAAGCCACAUGGUAAUUGAUAAAGAUCAAACAUCCUGAUGUCUGAUUAAAAUAUCCAGUGGUCCCCUGGCUGUCUCACCAACGCCAUUUCCUCCAUCUCCGACAUGAAAGUCAGCUCAUAAACAUCUAAUGUGACAUGAUUAGCUAGAUAGAUAGUUUAUUCCAAAUAUGUAAAAAAAAAAAAAAAAAAAUUAAAAAAAUCAUACCUUAAUGGGCAUUGUAGAGAAGAAAAGAGAGAAAAAUAAAAAAUAAAAAAUUGAAAAUAACAAAGUAAACAUAACUAAAAAAUAUACAUUCUGUUUACAUAUCCAAAAAGGAGUGGGAAGAAGUAUAAACUUCUUUUAUUCUACUCCCUUUUAAUAUAUAAUACCACUGAAAUAUGUUGCCUUCUAUCAAUAUAAUAAUAAUAAUAAUAAUAAUAAUAAUAAUAAUAUAACAUACACAUACUAAAGAUGACACAGAGUACAAUAGAUAUAUAUAUAAUAGAUACAUGAUUUGACACAUACUCAAGCAUUUGGAAAUCGUCCCAUUAACCUUUAUCUUAAUCUGCUGGUUGUACAGUCGAAUCACUGGUUUCCCUCUCUGCUGUUUUCUCUGUGGUGUUGUGAAUAAGUCGGUUGCUCAUAUAAAUUGGUUCCAAGGGUACUAGAGGGUUUUUUUGUCUUUGCUCUUAUUCAGCAUGUUUGACUAAGUUUGGCUGUAGCCACUCGUGAUGUUGCGGUUAAUGUUUAGCAUGCUGCCAAAAGAUGUUAAAAACAAAGUUUAAAUAACUAAAGAGUUGUUCUACAUCAAGUUAAGAGUGAGCAAAGAGUGCCAUAAAAAAAACAUCGUUCAUCCAAACACAGUAGAAAAAAAAAACAUAUGAAACAUUUUUUGUUUUGUUUUGCAUAGCCAAAAGAUAUUUUUUAAUCUAAAUAAAGAUGGUUACAGUAAACAGUAUAUAAACAAAAGUGGAUAUGGUGUUUAAUAGAAAACAUAAUAUAUAGAAAAUAUUUUAUCUGUGAUUGCUGUGCUGAAUGGACUCAAAGAUCUGCCCGGCAACAGUGCCAACACAUCUUUCAUGGACCAGAAACCAACUGCAGAGCUCUUCACCGCUGGAGACUUUUCCGAUUGGACCUAGCACCUGUCAGUCAAGCUGUAGGACUCUGCCACGCCUACAGGGUCACAUGGUGCUAACUCAACAACUCAAGGUGUGUCUGAACUUCAUCAGAUCACACACAAAACACAAAAACAAUUGAAACCCAGCAGGUGUCCUGAUUGAAAAGAGAAGUUCUUCUUCUGAAGCUGCUGUGCUGCAGGUUUCACAACUUCUCCUGAAUGUUUCCUUAAGUGUUUUCUAUACUUUCAGAGUUUCUGUGUUUUCUAGAGCUGUGAUCCUCAGUGAGAAUCCAGCAGACUACCAGUCACACUGAGGACGUUUACUCAUGACCAAACUACUGAUUCACACUGAUACUCACCUGGUACGAAUGUGUUUAGAGCCCAAAAAAUCCUGAAAGCUUGUAGCCCUUUAAUCUUAUUCACACACGUUAUUAAUGUGCAAAUGAAAUACUGACUUGUUCUUACAACAUGUUAACUUGUAGACUUGUGUCAACAUGUCACUAUUACACACAAGUGAUAAACUGUUAAACAAUAUACCAACACGUGCAGAGUAUGUUGACUAACAAGACAAAAGAGGCUUACGUGUGCAAACAAAAUACUUUUUUAUGUGUGUAAAAUAUUAAUUUGUGCAAACAACAUAAAUUACUAAUCAGAUAAAUAAUUAGAUAGCAAAAUGUCAUCUUCCACAGAUUAAAAACAAGAUUAUUAUUACAAACAAGAUAGAACAAUUGUUUGAACAGAUGCAAACCUCUGAACAAGAUACUGACUGAUGACUCAUCAAACAAGAUACAAGAUAAUGAACAAAGUACUAAUUUGUUUGUGCUAGAUAUUAAUUUCAGCAAACAAAAUAAUACAUUCUGUGAACAGGGUGUCAACUUCUGCUUGUCAAACUGAAUAUAAGAAAUUAACUUGUGUGUUGUACUUGGUAGUCAGAUCAGGAUUUACAUCUGUAAAAACAACUUGUGGGAACAAAAUCUUUGUUUUCAGUCUUUAGUCUUUAGUUUUGUCAUGAGUGAAUUUCCAUACCGGUGUUUCUCUGGAUCGAACCACAUUCCUGUUGUUCCUCUGAGACUCUGCUCCAACACGCAGCUUCACCAACCAGGUGAGUUCAGUCCGACUGUGAUCCAGCUGUGAUCAGGUGAAGCCGCCUGGAGGAAACAGAGUCUGAGGGAAAAGUUAUUUUGAUGUUGAAUCAGUGACACUGCCAGCACACUCACCUGUUCAACAGCGCCAGGUGAGUCUUCAGCUGAUCUGUCACAUGACAAACUGUGUGUGAGCUGCAUCCUGUGGUGUUCAAAGAUUGUGUUAACAAACAUUAAAGAGAUGUGUUCAGAUUCA